UUUCCUUGAGCAGGUCAGCCUAGUCGGCAUUUAGCUGAGGGUGGUUCCUGAGAACUCCCUCCCAUGGGAGGAGAACCCAACCUUCAAUGCUAUGGCGUUUCUCUUUUGCGCUGGUGGCUGCGAUCAACCCGCCCUUGGUGUCAAAGGACGACCUCAGCGACCUGGCGUCCUUCGCCCUCUGCUGUCAAGGGCAGCUCGCAGCCGAUGCGGCGCCCUCGAAGCUGUGUGGUCUUGAGCAGUGGCCCUGUGAGCUCCUUCUGGAUGCCCAACGUGGUUUCUUACAGCAGCUGACACUGACCAGUGCGGCAGAUGAGGGCAUCAGACCAGGUAUUGAGGAGAUGAAGCUGUUCUUCCAGCACCCCAUGGAGAGUUACUUGACAGGGGAAAUCACGGACCCGGUGUUCCUGGACAUCGAAUAUGUUUUGCCGGCGGUCCUUGGGGCACUCGCGAAGGAGAGUGGACACUCGGACGGCGGUCUCGAGACGGCCGGG
Durusdinium trenchii is the source of this 491-nucleotide messenger RNA. Lineage: Eukaryota; Dinophyceae; Suessiales; Symbiodiniaceae. The record is from the annotation of a GenBank genome assembly.